AUGGGAAAUGUGAACGCUAAUCCUUCCCAACAAGACGAACAAGCUUUUUCCACCACCGUGCCGGUGAACGGAGAUUUAACCGAUAACGCCAUGCUGACUCACUCUCCUCCCACAAGCCCUAGAGCUACUCAUUCUCCACUCAUCUUCACUCCUCAAGUUCCUGUUGUUCCUUUACAAAGACCUGAUGAGAUGCAUUCAUGGACACAAACUACUUCUAGUUAUGAAGAUAUGUACACACAACACGCAAUUCCAAUUUUGAUUACUUGGAGUUAUGGUGGUAAAGAUAUUUCUGUUGAGGGAUCUUGGGAUAAUUGGAAAUCAAGAACUCGAUUGCAGAGAUCAGGUAAAGAUUUUACUAUAUUGAAGGUGCUUCCCUCUGGUGUUUACCAGUAUAGAUUUGUUGUUGAUGGAAGAUGUAGUUAUGCUCCGGAUUUGCCUUGGGCUCAAGAUGAAGCUGGGAAUUCUUACAAUAUCUUGGACUUACAGGAUUAUGUUCCUGAAGACAUUGGAAGCAUUUCUGGUUUUGAACCUCCUCAAUCACCAACCUCAAGUUAUGAUAAUUCACAGCUUAGUUCUGAAGAUUACGCAAAGGAACCGCCAUUAGUUCCUCCCCACUUUGCAACUACACUGCUAAAUUUGCGUACAACAAACAUGAAAAUCCAACCUCCUAUGCCAAGACCACAACAUGGAGUGCUCAAUCAUCUUUUCAUGCAGAAAGAAAAGAGUAGUAAUUCUGUGGUUGCCCUUGGUACAACGCAUCGUUAUCUGGCCAAAUAUGUCACUGUGGUGCUUUACAAGUCUUUGCAGAGGUAA
Molecule: messenger RNA, 813 nt
Organism: Vicia faba (fava bean)
Lineage: Eukaryota; Viridiplantae; Streptophyta; Magnoliopsida; Fabales; Fabaceae
Source: the annotation of a GenBank genome assembly